AUAGUUCACGAGAAAUGUGAUCCCCUCUCGAGUCUCAACUAACCGGAGUUCAAAUUAGGUAUGGUGGGGCGGAGGGUGCUCUCGCUGCUGCGGACCAGAGCAGCAGCUUCGACGCCGGCGGCGGCGGCGGAUGAGGUUAGAACGAUGUCGUUUGGUCGGAAAAUAAUGUCAGGCGCGCUUAUUUGCCUGACAGGAGGCGUGGCGUUGAGCGCGAUCGAUGAUCUGUUGAUUUACCAUCGAUGCAGCAGCAAGGCCAUGGAGAGAGCUGUUAAUGACAAAAGGAUAAUUGAAGCGAUUGGAGAACCUAUUGUAAAGGGCCCUUGGUAUAGCGCGGCGCUUGCAGUCACUCACAAGCACCAAUCUGCUUCGUGCUCGUUUCCUGUUUCGGGGCCAAGAGGCUCUGGGAUGUUUCGGCUGAAAGCAGUACACAAUGGAGAUGGUAGUUGGCUUUCGUUUCUACGUCCAAUGGACUGGGAAAUUCUCAUUUUGGAUGCGCUGGUUCAUGUCCCGGAGAACGACAAGAAGCAACAAACAUUCCGGAUAAGUGUUGCGGAUAAUGCCACCGCUCCUCUGGCAUGCCAGGCAUGCACACGUUGCGAGACUCAACAAUCUCCAAGUGUAGGAAAAAACCAACUUCAGACUAGUUAGCAUAAGCCAAUCGAACAAAGGUUGUCCGAGACCUGUUGGCCACAGUCUCACGACUUUCAUACGCCAUGGGGCCCUAUUCUUUGGCCAACAUAAUAUGUUGGAGAAUAAAUGAAACCAAUGAGGAGUUUUGAACUCUCAGCAGUUUUCCAUGUUACAGAGUAAUAAUAAUGAUUCUUGUCUUGUGGUUUUGAGUGGCUCUACUUACUUCUUCGAACGUAGUGUUACAAUGUGGGUUUUGUAGCCUUGUUAAUGUAGUCGUGAAAUGACAGAACAAAUUUGAAACUUGUUUGUAGAGAAAUUAGUUUUUUUUUGUUA
Messenger RNA from Andrographis paniculata, 963 nucleotides. RefSeq lists its product as uncharacterized. The coding region runs from base 61 to 648 and encodes 195 amino acids. NCBI's taxonomy places the organism in Eukaryota, Viridiplantae, Streptophyta, Magnoliopsida, Lamiales, Acanthaceae. The transcript is spliced from 3 exons. The record is from RefSeq and is a predicted model, not a curated record.